Messenger RNA from Phascolarctos cinereus (koala), 3440 nucleotides. It is a transcript of the gene NEK8, whose product is annotated as NIMA related kinase 8. Gene Ontology annotation, biological process: animal organ morphogenesis; protein phosphorylation. The record is from RefSeq and is a predicted model, not a curated record. Gene Ontology annotation, molecular function: protein kinase activity; ATP binding. Lineage: Eukaryota; Metazoa; Chordata; Mammalia; Diprotodontia; Phascolarctidae. Gene Ontology annotation, cellular component: cilium.
CGGAGGGGUCUGCGCAUGCGUCGUUGGCGCGCUUUUACCCCCGCGGCCUCCGUAGUGGGUCCCGGAAGCGCGGGCCCGAAGGGACGCCAUGGAGAAGUACGAGCGGAUCCGGGUGGUGGGGAGAGGCGCCUUCGGCUCCAGCCGCCCCCUGCCCCUCUGCUCUGCAUCCUGUGCGAAAGCGCCUGGCUUGGACCUGAAUUCCAGUCCCACCUCUGGCACUAUAGCUGUGUGAUCACUGCAAGUCACUCAAUCUCUGGCACCCUCAGUUUUUCCAUCUGUAAAAUGGGGAUCGUGCACCUGUGCCUUCGGAAGGCCGACCAGAAGCUGGUGAUCAUCAAGCAGAUCCCAGUGGAGCAGAUGACCAAGGAUGAGCGGCUGGCCGCCCAGAACGAGUGCCAGGUGCUCAAGCUGCUGAACCACCCCAACGUGAUCGAGUACUACGAGAACUUCUUGGAGGACAAGGCCCUCAUGAUCGCCAUGGAGUACGCCCCAGGGGGCACGUUGGCCGACUACAUCCAGAAGCGCUGCAACUCCCUCCUGGACGAGGACACCAUCCUGCACUUCUUCGUCCAGAUCCUGCUGGCCCUGCACCAUGUGCACACCCACCUCAUCCUCCACCGGGACCUCAAGACCCAGAACAUCCUCCUGGACAAGCAGCGGAUGAUCGUCAAGAUCGGUGACUUCGGCAUCUCCAAGAUUCUGAGCAGCAAGAGCAAAGCCUACACUGUGGUGGGUACCCCCUGUUACAUCUCCCCAGAGCUGUGUGAGGGCAAGCCCUAUAACCAGAAAAGCGACAUCUGGGCCCUGGGUUGUGUUCUCUAUGAGCUGGCUAGCCUCAAGAGGGCCUUUGAGGCUGCGAAUCUCCCAGCCCUGGUGCUGAAGAUCAUGAGUGGCACCUUCGCACCCAUCUCAGAUCGAUACAGCAUUGAACUCCGCCAGCUGGUGCUCAGCCUGCUGAGCCUGGAGCCUUCCCGACGGCCCCCACUGAGCCACAUCAUGGCCCAGCCCCUCUGCGUCCGGGCGCUGCUGAAUCUCUACACUGAUGUGGGCAGCGUCAGGAUGAAGAGGGUAGAGAAGCCCCUGGGCAGUGUGCCCGCGAUGCCGUGUGGCCGAGCAGGCGGCAGGACAGGCGGCCCCCGAUCCCGCGGUGUGCCCCAGGGACUGCCCCGGCCAGCCAUCCCCCCUCCCCUGUCCUCCGUCUACACCUGGGGUGGCGGGCUCAGCGUCCCCACGAGACUGCCCAUGCUCAACACUGAGGUGGUCCAGGUCUCGGCCGGGCGCACCCAGAAGGCUGGCGUCACUCGGUCCGGGCGCCUCAUCAUGUGGGAGGCGCCUCCCAUGGGCGUCGGUGGAGGCAUCCUGCUGCCGGGAGCCUUGGAACAACACCAGCCUCAGUUCAUCUCCCGCUUUCUGGAGGGCCAGUCGGGAGUGACUGUCAAGCAUGUGGCUUGUGGGGACCUCUUUACUGCCUGUCUCACUGACAGAGGCAUCAUCAUGACCUUCGGCAGUGGCAGUAACGGCUGCCUGGGCCAUGGCAGCUUCACCGACCUCAGCCAGCCUACGAUUGUGGAGGCCCUGCUGGGCUAUGAGAUGGUGCAGGUGGCCUGUGGGGCGUCCCACGUCUUGGCCCUAUCCACAGAGCGGGAGCUGUUUGCCUGGGGCCGUGGGGAUGGUGGCCGACUGGGGCUGGGCACCAGGGAAUCUCACAGCUCGCCACAGCAGGUGCCUGUGCCCCCUGAACAGGAAGCCCAGUGGGUGGUGUGUGGCAUUGACUCCUCAAUGAUCCUCACGGUGCCGGGCCGGGCCCUGGCCUGUGGCAGUAACAGGUUUAACAAGCUGGGCUUGGACCGAGUGUCCCCUGGGGAGGAGCCUGGCCCCCAUGACCAGGUGGAAGAAGCCCUGAGCUUUAUGCCCCUGGGCUCUGUGCCCCUCGACUCCGAGCCUCUAGUGAGCGUUGAUGUGGGCACUGCCCACUCCGCUGCUGUAACAGCCUCUGGGCAAUGCUACACAUUUGGCAGCAACCAGCAUGGGCAGCUGGGCACCAGUGCCCGCCGGGGUAGCCGAGCCCCCUGCCUGGUGGCAGGGCUCCAGGGGAUCAAGGUGGUGAUGGUGGCUUGUGGGGAUGCCUUUACCGUGGCCAUUAGCGCAGAAGGAGAUGUGUACACUUGGGGCAAAGGUGCCCGCGGCCGACUGGGGCGCAAGGAUGAGGAUGCUGGGUUCCCUCGGCCUGUGCAGCUGGAUGAAACUCAGCCCUACACAGUGACCUCUGUGUCCUGUUGCCAUGGGAACACCCUGCUAGCCAUCCGCCCUGCCACAGAGGAAUCCAUACCACCCUGAGCACCUCAAGCUGGAUUUCCGCCCCAACAGAGAACAGAGACCUCACCCUCCUCCCCCUGCCACCCCUAGCUGUACUGGGUGUCUGACUCCAGUGUGGGCAAUGCCCCCUGGUCAUUUAGGAUAUUACCUCUAGUGGUGUGACUUAACAGUGAUACAUCAAAGACAUCUCUAGGCGUAGGGGAGCCUGGCACCCUGUGUCCCAGCUCCCCUGGAAUGCCAAGGGCACAGGCCUUCCACGGGAUUGGAAAUGCCAGUCUCAUCCCCCUAGCUCCUUCAGUAAAUGUUAAGUGCCAGCUUCCAUUGCCAGGCACGGUCUGCCUCUCUUCCCCCCACUCCAGGCCUGCAGCACACCCUGUCAGCAUCAAGGCCUGGUUUUGGUCCUCUGAAAGCUUUUGCAAACAAAGUUGGCUGUCAGGAAAGGGGCAGGUGGCCCCUGUCAGGCACUCACCAUGCCAGGCCCCCAGGACACAGGCAUGCAGAGAGUGUAUGUGUGUGUGUGUUUCCCCAAGACCACUUCCCCAAAUCCAGGAUAGGUGAGUGAGUUCAUUUCUCCAACCUGCCAAUGUGGACACUCCACGCUGGGGCUUCAUGGCUCCAAGCCAGUACAGGCAAGUUUGGGCUUGUCCCUAUGGCCUGGAGGAGGGGGAAUGUCCGGAAGGAAAGGUGCCACCCCCACACUGGCAGGGCCAGCAGGUAUCAGAGUUUGCACAGCCACAGAUCUUGGGGGGGAAGAGGCAGUGUGUGGGCCACCUGGGUAAGGGCAGAGGUGUAAAGAUCUACAGGGAGGACGAUAAAAAAGUGGGGAGGGAGGAAGUGGCCAUGUACCCACCUGAUUGGACCUGGCUUCCAGCGUCGGCCAGCCGCCUCCUCUCUGCUCCCUAGACUCAAGCCCUGGAAAGGCCUUCCUGGACAGCUCUCUCCCAGGGCUUGUGUGAGAAGGGACAUUUCCUUAGACAGGCUUCUUGUUGAAGCCCUGGAUGCCAGAGGGGUGCUCUAAAAUGGCAUCUCAUGGUUCCCUUCAGGGAGAGGGGGGGUGUAUGUGUUGGGAGUGGAGGGGAGCCCCACAGGGAUGGGGAGUGAGGCUAAUAAAAGGAAGCCAAAGA